Messenger RNA from Amoebophrya sp. A120, 721 nucleotides. NCBI's taxonomy places the organism in Eukaryota, Dinophyceae, Syndiniales, Amoebophryaceae. The record is from the annotation of a GenBank genome assembly.
GCGGACGCGAAAAAUGCGGAGCUAGUGCUGGCCUUGGAGCAGGUGAAAGUCCUGCAGGGCGAGAAAAAGGCGAUGGCGAUCGAUUUAGAACAUGUGAAGGCGGAAUUGCGGAAAGCAGCGCUGGAAAAGGGACAAAUCGAGGAAAAGGCACAGAAACUGGAGCAAUUUAUCCGGAAUGUAGCUUUGAAACCGUGAGAGCGAUAUUACUGUGAUUUUUUCCAUUUCCUGAAAGAAGAAUGAAACAGUAUCAUGAUGUGAUGGGACAAAAACAAUUCGAAGGUUGAUGAAAAAUUCAGUCUGACACCUUUCUGGUGCCGGUGAUAAGCUGAAGCGAAAGAACUUUUUUACAUUACACUCAAGCAUGAAAGCGAACUUGUUUAAUUGGAAUAGUCAACCACGGCUGCAACGGGAAAAGCAAAGCCGAGAACUUACGAAAAUCAGAGAAAGAACAAGGAAUGAGACUAAAAAUAGCGGCUUACCAGUUAAAAGUAACUGGAGGAAAUUAACGUCGCAGCGUUGGAAAUUUACUUUAUAGUUCUUGGAAAGCAGUGACGGAUUUGGAUUAAGAUCGUUUUUGACCUUACAAAGGAUGCUAGCGCAGAUGAAAUCUGUGACAACAAUCUGCAAGUGCGGUAUCUUAGCUGCGCUAAGAACUACAACGAAUCUGGAACUUCGUCGUGAACUUGUUUUUGGAGAAAUGAACAAUCAAACUCGCUGGAAU